CUAUCUAUUGGAAAGUGUCUACCGGAAUGUACGUUUGAUCGGUUUUUAACGAGCCUUUUCUCUCAUAUAAACGCUACCUGCCUUACAAGAUAAAUGACAUUCCUCCUCCCACUCCUAGAGCCCUUCCUAUUUACCUCCCUGUGCGACUUGUAACCUUGUGAACCCACCCUCAUUACUCUCCGACAAUGCCCGCAGCUUCCCGCAGACCAGAACACUAUAAUGUGCUUGGUCUCGUCGUCGACGCUACAGACGAAGACAUCAGAGCUGCGUACAAAAAGCUGGCCCUUCAGUGGCAUCCCGACCGCCAUCAGAUCGGGAAAGAACACGCAGCGCAGAUGUUUGUUGAAGUCAACGCUGCUUACCAUUCCUUGAUGGAUGGCACAGAAAGCGUGGAUCCUUCCUGUGGAGACAGUGUCUCACCAUUCUCUACACCCACCGAGAGUGACACGGCCAGAACCUAUUCCGCGGAGCCACGACCCCAGGCCAACGCGCAGCCAUCCCAUCGUACAACGUCGUCAGGCUCACAGAAGAAUGAACAGACACCCAAUCUGUUCUCCACUUCUGUUCCUGGCUCUGAUGCCGAGAAACUUUCUCAGUCUCGUUCGUCAGACGACAACACCGCUCAUUAUGCCUCGCACGACCACCACUCCAAUCCUAAGAACUACUCUUGUAGCACAGGCAGUAACGGCUCUCGUUCUCGCUCCCGAACAAAAUCAUACGAUAACUUACGUGAUUUACCACGACCAUCUGCGCAUGAUCAAGCGCCGUCCUCCGCCAGCCGCUCUCACAGUAGUCGCACGAGCAACGUUCCCCACUCAAAGUCACAUGACAAUUUGCGUGAUUCUUCACGCUCGCGCGAGCCGCAAUCAGGACAAACGCCUCCUUCGGUCCCACGUGACCCGAAGUCGGAGACUUCGAACCGGUCUAAAAACAACCAGGGGGCUGGACCUACCUCUACAUAUUCCAAAGGCCGCCCACGCGAUGCGAAGCCAUUGCGAAGUCAAACAGGACAUUUCUCGCAGCCCGUGAUUCCACCGACGUCAUCCAAGCUACAUAAAUUUUCUCGGCGUGGACUGGGAGAGGAGCUGCUUCAUAAGCUUUCCAAGGGGUCUUCAAAGUUUAAAAAAGAAGGGGGCUCAACAUACUCAGACAACGCUCCCACGUAUGGCUCCCCAUUGCGACCCCUUGGUGCGCCUCGAGGCACAUCCAAAGAGUGGCUGUUUCCUCUUCCGCUGACACUCGACGAGAUGUAUUAUGGGACCACUUACCAGUUUCUCAUCACACGGGAGCUAUUAUCCCGCAAAACGGAGCAAGUCGAGAUCUAUAUCGAUGUGCCUCCAGGUAUUCGAAGCGGAACUAGGAUCAUCUGUCCCCGCACAGGUCAUCAGCGCAAGGACGGGACUCUUCAGGACGUAAUUUUCUUGAUCGAACAGGUACCUCAUGGUGGUAUCACUAGGAUGAAAGACGACCUGUUCAUGGACAUUUGUGUGCCAUGGGUGGAGACUCUCGCCGAGCGAGGUGCCAAUAUUUGUGUAGACGGCAUGGAUGGGGAAGAGAUUAUCUUCGCACUGCCCUAUCCAAUCUAUGACAAGUCAACCGAAGGACAAUUGCUAGUCAAAGGAGCAGGCAUGCCGAUUCGGGAAGGUCGAAAGACAGUGGGACGCGGUGAUUUGAUUGUCAGAUGGCAGGUGGUAUUCUCGCACCCUAGCAAAUGGGAGAACUUUAAGAAAGCUCUGCGUAUGAAGGCGUAAUCAAUUGGGAAGGACAUUAUGAUUGCGAUGAACAUCUUAUGAGAAUAUGUAUAUUGUGUUGAACGCACGACGGCGUUAUAUGUCGAUCAUUGGGAGGCAAGGCAUCAGGAUACCCAACUAACCAUGUACAGUACAGUAUUCACUAAGUAUGCCAUGGACAUUAUCAUUGCGGAAUAUAUCACUCACUACAUUA
Molecule: messenger RNA, 1944 nt
Organism: Suillus clintonianus
Lineage: Eukaryota; Fungi; Basidiomycota; Agaricomycetes; Boletales; Suillaceae
Product: DnaJ domain-containing protein
Exons: 5
Coding region: 186-1751 (521 amino acids)
Biological process (GO): translational initiation
Cellular component (GO): cytosol
Molecular function (GO): protein-folding chaperone binding
Source: RefSeq, a predicted model, not a curated record